Macadamia integrifolia is the source of this 1306-nucleotide messenger RNA. RefSeq lists its product as uncharacterized. NCBI's taxonomy places the organism in Eukaryota, Viridiplantae, Streptophyta, Magnoliopsida, Proteales, Proteaceae. The coding region runs from base 165 to 944 and encodes 259 amino acids. The transcript has 3 exons. The record is from RefSeq and is a predicted model, not a curated record.
AUCUGUAAUGGAGAAAACAAGAUCAGAUGAGUUAGUGGGGUGCAAUAGAUUCAGAUCAUUAACCCAAUUAUUAAUAUUAUGAAGAAUAGCCAUAGGAUUCCUUUUCUUUUCUUGACAUCAAAAGUAAACACAAUUACACCAACCAAUCAUUCCAAACUGGUAAAAUGGAAGCAAGCCAAUUAGCUGGACAGCUUCAAAAUCUUCAGACUCCUAAUAAAGAGAAGGAUUUGGAAAUAGCAGAAAAACCCUGUCCUAAAUCUCGGGUUAUACCUUCUCGUUGCACUCGUUCUCAGGUUGCUGUCGAAUGGACUCUACAGGAAAUGUUAACUCUCGUGAAUGAGAUCUCGGCUGUUGAAGGGGAUUCCCUGAAGGCCCUGCCCUCUUACCAGAAGUGGAAAAUCAUAGCUGACAAUUGCAGCGCUCUUGAUGUCGUACGAUCUUCAAAUCAGUGCCGCAUAAAGUGGGACUCAUUGCUUGUUGAAUACAAAAAGAUCAAGGAGAUGGGAUCUCAUACAGUGAUCGAUUCAUAUUGGUCCUUGGAAAACGAAAGAAAAAUGAAGUUAGGGCUUCCUACUACUUUUGACAGAGAACUGUUCAGAUUAAUUGAUGAUAUUGUGAAGGGUCAGGAUGAUCAAUCAGAUAUGGAUCCAGGAACUGAUUUGGAAGAGCCUGACAUGCUUGAGGUCUUAAUGGAUCCUGGUUCAAAGAAAUGUAGGCGCAAGAAAAGCAAGUUAGGCAGGGAGAAAGUGAUGGCUACAAAAUUACAUGAGAAGGCGGAACUCAUCUUUGCCAUAGUUAAAGGGGAUCUGAGUGGAAACACAGACAACAGGUUGGCUGACAUGAAGAACCAAACUAAUUUUACAAGGCAGCAAGGUGAUGAACUGAUCAAAGUCCUAGGAAGUCUUGCUGGUACCCUUGACGAACUUUCCAAUUUAAUCCAGUAGAAUCAGUGCUUUUUCAUCACAGUCAACUGUAAGGUUAUCUGACAACUAAUUUUUCUCUAGGAUGUAGCUUCUAUCAUCUCUCAUGUUGAACUCAGAUAUGGUUAUUUAACUGUGUUGGGGUCAUGACUUGACUUCUUAGCUUGCUUGUUUUAUGUAUUCUUUUGUUUAUUCUGUAAAAAAUUUAAAAGGAUUAAAGGGUGGGAGAGGCUGGGGACUAGCUUAUGGUAGCACAGUAGGUCAAGAAUUCAGUCCGGGGUUCUUUUAAGGCAUGUAUGCAUAAAAACACUUUGAGAGUUGGAGAACUUUGUUAUCAUGUUGUUUGGACAACUCAAUUCUCAUGUUUCAAUUCGGAUUUGGUGUUA